Messenger RNA from Xylaria bambusicola, 606 nucleotides. Its product is annotated as Spc24 subunit of Ndc80-domain-containing protein. Lineage: Eukaryota; Fungi; Ascomycota; Sordariomycetes; Xylariales; Xylariaceae. Bases 1 to 606 code for a protein of 201 amino acids. The transcript is spliced from 3 exons. The record is from RefSeq and is a predicted model, not a curated record.
AUGCUGCUCGACGAGGCUCCGUCCAAGCUCAUUAACCAUGCUAUCAACAACUUCAACACAGCGCCCGACAAGCAAGCCAUCUCGAGAAUACAAAGCAACAUAUCUUCGCUGGAGCAGGAGCGCGAGAAGCGUCUUCGCGAAGCCGAGGCGGCGCUAAAGAAACUAUCGCGACAGCUGAACACGCAUCAGAACCAGUACGAAGAGCUGACAUCAGCGCACUCGUCCUCGGCACACGCAAGCGAGAUCGCGCGGCUCGACACGCAGAAGUUCCGCAUCGCAAAGGCCACGUCGGACCUAGAGAUGGAGACGGAGCGCCUGUCGUCGCAGGCGGCGGACCUCGCGGCGCGGCUGCAGGAGCUCGAGCUGCAGGGCGUCGAGGGCAUGGCGGACGAGGCGGCGAAGCGGCGCGACCCCGUCGACGACGAGGUGCUCCUGCGGCUCAGCGUGUACCGCAGCCUCGGCAUCGACGUCGAGCGCGACGACAAGGACGGCGAGUUCUGCAAGGCGAUUGUGCGCAACGAUCGCAAGGGCGACGUGCACGUCGUCAACAUCGACAAGAAGUUCUCUCGCUUCUUCUACGCCAACUAUUUCUGGCAGACUAUUUAA